AUGUCAACAGAAUUUCACAAUGAAGAAAAUGAAAUACCAGGAAAUUUAGAAACUCUAGAACCUGAUGAAACAGUCGAGAACGAAAGUGGCAAGAAAUUAUAUAAAAAAUGGUGGAUGAUUGUUAUAUAUUGCGUUCUAGCAUUCAUUGUGAUUGUUGCAAUAGCAAUAACAAUUUGUGCAAUAUAUUUAGACUAUGGGCAAUGCAGCAGGACAUGCAGAAUGCAUUAUUGCAAACCCACCGAUGCAAAAUGUUUUAUUUCAAAUGCAAUUAAAGGAUGGAAAACACAUGCUAGUGAUAGAACUAAAUGCACAUGUUCCGCUCCUUCUCUUUUUAAUGGCACAAAAGAAGUUUCAAGAUAUCUUGAACCUGUUGAUACAUGGGCUAUGGAUAAUCAAACAUACACAUAUUGUGCAGUUCCUCCAAAGGACAACUAUACAGGUGAAGCUAUAACAUAUGUGUCACGCGAAGCAGCUGAAAAAGAUAAUGCUUUUCUUCUUCAUCAAGGACCAUGCGGGAUGUGCUCUUCCAUAGCCGAUAAGAAGGCUUAUGAGAAAACACGUUUGAAUUUGACCAAGAUUUCUACAAAAGCUACCUUUUUUGGACUAUUAAAAGGAAAAUAUGCCAAAAAGUUUAUGAAAAAGACAGAACUGAGCUCAGAUUGCAUUGACUGCUGGGUUGAAAACAUGAGAAAUACCAUCAUUCAUUGCUUUACUCGUUGCAUGUUUGGAGAUAGAUCUGGAUGUGACAAAAAUGGCGAGUUGACUGAUUGCUUGAAGUGUGAUGAAAUACAUUCAGGUGUUUUCUUCAGGCAAUGCGCCGGAAUGACAAGAAGAAGAGCAGGUAUCCAGACAGAUAUUUGCAGAAAACCAGGUGAAAUCAAAUAA
Molecule: messenger RNA, 885 nt
Organism: Trichomonas vaginalis G3
Lineage: Eukaryota; Parabasalia; Trichomonadida; Trichomonadidae
Exons: 1
Coding region: 1-885 (294 amino acids)
Source: RefSeq, a predicted model, not a curated record